Messenger RNA from Paramecium octaurelia, 5263 nucleotides. The record is from the annotation of a GenBank genome assembly. NCBI's taxonomy places the organism in Eukaryota, Ciliophora, Oligohymenophorea, Peniculida, Parameciidae.
AUGAAUAAUUAGCAAUAAAUUAUAGCUGUCCUAACCAAAAUCAAGGAAUCCCAACAGAAAAUCAAAGUCAAGACAUCCAAAUAUCUAAAACAAUUAGACAUAUUCAAGAUGCAAUUAAAUUCUUAAGAAAUUCGAUUAUAUUUAGUGGGAAAUGAUCAAUUGCCAUAUGGAUUAUUGUAUUGUAUAGGAAAUAAAUCAAAAGUGGAUGGCAGUCUAAGGAAAUCUGCAUAUUAUAGUGCUGAAUUAUUUUUGAAUAUUCUAGAAAAACACCCUCAAAGAAUUGAAUUCAUUAAAGCAUUUUCAGAUCUUGAAGAUGAAGAAUACAAAUUGCUUUCAUUAUCUACUCAUGUUUUGGCUGAUAAAAAGUUGUAAGAUAAAGGGCUUAUUGCUUUUAAAAUAAUUAAGUUUCUGAAAGAUGAAAGGCCUCAUUUCAAUCUAGAAUGCAUCCUUGAAAUUAAAAAACUCAAGGAGUAAUUCGAUAAUUGGUAUAAGAGUGUUAGGAUCUAAUAAAUUUAAGAGCAUAACAAGUAAACUUCAUGGAAAGAAUCUGAGUAGCCUCCUCCUGAGAAUCUGAACUUAUAAAGAGAACAAAAUAAAAGAUAGAAGAAAUUAGAACACAUUACUUUAUAAUGGGAUGGUAAUCCUGAGUACUUAAUUAAGACCUUCUAUAAUCCUUUCGUUCCUUAACAGAGAACGACUAAAUCUAAUAAGAAUAGAAGUGCUGCAUUAAAGAAAAAGCAGAUAGCUGAAAGUUUAAAUGCUGUUAUUGAUGUAGAAUCAGUUGAACAAAUUAAACAAUAAAAUAAGAAUUUGGAUAAAUUGAUUGUUAAAAUUCAUCUUGACUCUCCUUAAUUUGAUGCUCAAACAUUCUUAAGAAUAGUUUAGCCAUAAAUCACAAAGCAAUCUAUGACUAUGCUCUAAUAACAAAAUAUAGAGAUGAAUAAGAAUAUCGUCUACUAUUUUAUUGAUGAUUUCUUCUGUAUUAACUAAGGCAUUUUGUAAAUUCAUAAUUAAUUCAUUUCCAAAGAAUUUGCAGAUUAAAUCAAAAGGAAAAAAUCAUUGGCAUCAAAUGAUAAGUCAGGACAACCUAUGCAAGUUGAUCAAAUCUUAAUACUUGGAUCUCUGUCUAAAAGAACAUUUUAGUUAUUGUCUAAAUUAAAUUCUAUUUCAUAAUCAAUGAAUAAGCUAAAAAUGAGCUAAGAGCAUUUGAAAUCAGCAAUUGAUUUCAUUAGGAAAUGCGAAUAGUACGUUUAGUUGCCAAAUUAAUUAAAGGAAGCAUAUCUACAAAGAAAUAAUGCACGAGUGAUGAAACUCAUUUCACUAUAAAAGGAGAAUAUAAAUUAGUACAAAAAUGAAUCAUUGUUUAAAUAGUUGAAUGAAUAGAUAAAUCAAGUAAUGAAAUAAAUAUACAAUGACAUGCUUCAAUAGAUAAAGUAGGAUAAUCUAGAGUACAAUUAGAUUUUAGAAAUAACCGAAUACAUAAAUGAAUUAAAUUUGACCCAGAAUAGUACCUAAGAUAUUGUUAAUAAUCUUUAGCAAUCUAUAAAGACAAGCUUCAAUGCUUAUUUUAAUAAGACUUUGCAAUAGAGGGAUAAUGAAGCCUAUUAAGUUGAGAUGAUCAGAGGAGAUUUUAUUAUUGAAUUCCUCUAACAAUGUUCAUUGCCUUAAAAGGAAUUGCAACUAUAAAAUUGCAAAGCCUUAGAAAGUUUUGUAAGUGGAAAAUUCAGUAAACAGGUGAAAUAGUUCUAAAAUUUAUGUCGAGAUCUUAAUCUAAAUCCAAAUUUGCAAAAACUGAAGGAGGAUAUUGAGAAUAAAUUGCUAUAGUUCUUGGAUUAGGCUAAAAAGUCAUGGUUUAGUUAAUAAUAUAGUGCGAUAUUGUGUUAAAGAAUAAAUCAGGAUAUUGAAUCGAUUAAGAAUAUGGCUUAGAUAAUAGCAAAUCUUUUUGGAGAGACCCCAAAGAUAGAUAAUUGUAUAAAUGACAUAGAGGUUUAGUCAUUAUCCCUGCAAUUCUCAAAUUACACAUUAAAAUAGAUAAAAGCCAAUUUUGUGGUUCCUUAAAGAGACUUUUUCGGGGUGAAUUUUUCUGAAUUCAUGUUGCAGAUAUUUAAUGAGAUAUUUAAGUAAGGAUUUUAUAUAUUGCGAUAGAAUAUCUAAGAAUAAAAAUGUAGAUGGAUAACUAUUUUUGCAAUUAAUGCAAGACAGUCUGAAUUACAUUUAAUCGAGUUGCAAGGAGGCCCAAGAUUAUUUGAUAUUUUUGCACAAUCUAAAGUUGAUUUCUAGUUAGAUCAAAGAGUUGGCUUAGAGUGUGUAUUCAAAUUCAAAGAAACAAAAAACCUUUAAAGAAUUUGCUGAACCAAUUCAAUAAUAAAUUAAUGGAAUUUUGUCCAAGUAUUACUAACCAUGUCUCCAGAGUUACGUGAAAUUAUUAAACCUUGAUUAGCCUUAAGGUAUGGAUAUGAUACCAAGACCAUAUGUUAUCUAGUGGUUGACGGUGCUGAAUGAGCAGGCUGUUGUUUUGGCCUAAAUUAAUUUGGAUUAAUCGGUUACUGAUUCAAUUAUGUCAUUUAUUGUUAGUUAAUGUUUUAAGAAUAUUGAAGCAGUAUCCACACAUGCGAAGAGAGCAAAGUUCCUGGAUUAAUUAAAUCAUGAGAUAAAUUUAAUUAAAAUAAUGACAUUGACAUUUUAGGGAUCUGUGUCGUAGGAAGGGUUUUAGAGAUUGCAAAGAAAGUUGGAAGAACUGAGUCAAAAUACAUUGUCAGAUACCAGUGAAUGGGCACGAACUUAAAAAUUUAAAAUGUCAUUUAAUUUUAAAGCAUUAUAUGGUUAUUAUUAACAAUAAUGAUGAAUUUUAAUGGUUUUCAUACUGAAAGAAUAUUCACUGGCCGCGGAGAACUCACAAAACCUGAUACUCAUCACUAUGCUGAUGAUGAGUCACCCGAGAACUCAUAGGUUGAAGGAUUCGACAUAAUGUGGAAGAAGAAUUCUUUAAAGAUUUUUUGUACGGCCACAAAAUUCAUGGUGAAGUUGAAGACAGCAGUUGAUCAUUAUAGACUCAGACAGAUUACUCAUAGGAUCUACCAAAUAAUUGGAGACAAAGCUUCAGAUUAUUUUUACUAUUAGGCUAAAGGAUUGGUAAAUUAGAAAUGGACUUUCCAAUCUUACAUCAAGAGUUUAUUGAUCUAUAACUUUUGGGUUGAAAUGCAAAUAGGAGUCAUUAAACCUGAUAGCAAAAUCAAAUUGUUAGUCGACUGCACAAUUCUAAUAUUAAUAGUUAUGAAUAUCUUUUAUAUCCCAAUGUAACUCUCCUUUUCAUUAUAGAACAAUGCUCAAACUGUUGACUUUUUAUUCAGUACAAUUCCGAGUUGGGUAUUUUUAAUGGAAAUCAUUAUCAAUUUCAACACUGCCUAUUAUUAUAAAGGCAUGAUCCAUGAAGAUCGAACUAAAAUAUUUCAACACUACAUUAAGGGAGACUUCUUUAAGGAUUUGCUGGUGGUUAUACCAUUCCUUAUAUCUCAAUAUAAUAUCCCUUACCUUAAUUUUGUAUUGCUAUUAAGAAUAACCAGAGUCAAUAAAAUAUUUGAAUAAAUCGAAGAAGUAACUAUGAUAAGAGAAAAGUUCGCAGCCCCUAUUGAUGUCUUGAAAUUGAUGAUAUUUUUGAUAUUUGUGGCGCAUGUUAGUGGUUGUGCAUGGCAUUACAUAGGCAUUCAAGAGUUCUUUGAAAACAAUACAGGCUGGCUCAUUAAAUAUGGCUAUUCAGAAAAAGAUUGGGUUAAUAGAUAUGUUGUAUCUCUAUAUUUUGGUACUGUGACUUCAUUUACUGUUGGUUUUGGUGAUAUCGUACCUUAAACAUUAGUUGAAUAAGUCUUCUUAAUUAUAAUGGUGUUGAUAACUUCACUUGUUUUUGGCUAUACAAUUUCCUCCAUAUAAAAUAUUUUUGGAUAAUUAAGAGAGAAAACUGAUUAGCAUCGCAAUAAGAUGGCUAAAAUUAACUCAUAUAUGAAGAAAAAUAGAAUAAAUCCAGUUCUACAAAUGAAAAUUAGAAAGUAUUUUGAAUAUUUCUUCACUCUUGAUGAGAGUCCAGAAUUACUUAUGGACAAUCUCAAUGAAGAUCUCAAAUUAGAAUUUAGAACCAGCAUAUACAAACCAAUUAUAACCAAAUGCAAACUCUUUAAGAAAUUUGAUGAUACUCUUUUGAAUCAAUUAUGCAGUGUUGUUUAAAUACAAAAAUUUAUUCCUGGUUAGAUGAUCUUUUAAGAGAAUGACUCAAUUAAUAAGGCAUACUUUCUUAUCUAAGGGGAAGUAGAUGUAUAAAUUAAUAAAGUCUCAAUCUAAUAACAAUCUGAAGGAUCUCUAGGGAUUAGGGAAUUUUUACUCUAGAAACCUAUACAUUACUCUUUAAAAGCUACUCAAUUCACCGAAAUAGCUUAUAUAUUGUAUGAAGUAUUAAUAUUUAAUCAAUCCUUAGGACUUCAAAGCUAUCAUUAGAGAAAAACAAUCUCAUUAAGAAUAAUAUUGUUAAAUGAAGGAUUAAUUACUCUAUUAGACUGAACAAUUAAAAUGUGAAAUCUGCUCUUAACUUCACCAUUUUAGAAAAUGUCCAGUUGUAUUUUAUAGUCCUCCAACAGAUGUGGUAGUAUGUGAUAACAGUGAAGCCAUAACCUAACCUAGAUACAGUCACAAAAGAAAAUAAAGAAUGCCAUCAUCUACUUUAGUUUCAGCAUAAUAUAACCUUUCUGCUGCUGUCAAUUAUAUGUACGAUAAUGAACUGUUAAAUGAAGGCAUUAAUGAUACAACCCUUAAAAAAUUUGGGUAUGUUGACAUUGAAGAAAAAUAAUAAACGAUUGAGGAUGUAAAACUCAAAUCUUUGAAAGUGAUCUAAAAAUUGCAAGAACACCAUGCAUCUACACCAAAAAUGAAACGAAUGAUCUAUAAAAAUCUAUUGAAAAAAGAUGAAAAUAAAUAAAUACUAAAUAAAGAAGAAUCUAUUUUAGAGAAUAUGCAUCAAGAGUUUAUAAAUUUUAAAAAAGAAGAUCUAAACAACUUUGAUUUACAUAUGGAGUUUUCCCAUUAUCAUUAGGAUAAGAAUUUAAGUAAAGUUUUGUUGAAUUUCUCAAAAUAAUCAUCACGCUUAAAACCAAAAGAAUAGUUUUUUAGCAAAACAAGAUUAGGUAAAACAAAACAAUUAAGCUCUCAUAAUACAACUUCAAAUAAUUUAAUGACUAACAAUCAUUCAAUUAUGAAAACUAUAUUUAAUAAAAAAUGA